ACAAUACAAAUUUCACAUUAAAAUUUCUCCACAAAAGAUUGAGGAAAUUCACCUAUCAUUCCUAAGUUUUAUGCAAUAUUGUUCAACACAAUAUCAGCUGAUGCCAGAUGGUAAUCUUAACUAAACAUUAGUAAUUGUACACACGCAUAUAAAAAAUAUCCUAACCUAUUGGUGAGAGUAAUUAACAAAUACCAUGAUUUUAAAGUAUUUCCAUUUUAUACAGCUUAGUUGUGAUAUUGGGUAUUUAUGUAAUUUAUUUGACUAAUGGAUUACUUGCAGUGUGUCAUGUGAUCCAAUCGGUACAAUCUUCACUGCUGUAUUUCCACACCAGUUGGAAUAAUUGUAUCAAAAUUCUCGAGCAAUUUUAACUCUAACUCAUAGAGGAUAUAUGGAAGUGUAUGUAUAUGUAAUGUCAAGUCCAUAAUCAUUGCACAUGAAUGUAUGAUAUACUUCUUAACUGGUAUGAUCCACAGGCUAUUCGACAUACAAUGUUAAUAAAACAAUUGCUCAAAGCGAUAUGCAAUUCCCUAAUUCAAAAUAUGUUGAUCUUUUCAUUUAUAGUGUUAUGUUUAUCACUAUUAGGACAAUUAUUACAAGAAAAUCGGGAACAUAAUAGCAUCAUGGCUGCAAAACAUUUGGCUCUAAAAUCUGGUGCAAAAAUGCCUGUUAUCGGACUUGGCACAUGGGGGGCACCAGCUAAAGUUGUUGCAACUGCUGUUGAGAAUGCCAUCGAUGCAGGAUACCGACAUAUUGAUUGUGCUCACGAUUAUGAAAAUGAGUCUGAAGUUGGUGAUGGAAUAAAAGCAAAACUUGAUGGAGGUGUAAUAAAACGGGAAGAGCUUUUUGUUACCAGUAAACUAUGGCUUACUAGUUUUGCACCCAACAAAGUGAAGCCUGCGAUUGAGAACAGUUUGAAAAAGUUGAAACUGGAAUAUUUAGACUUGUAUUUGCUACACUUCCCAUUUGCUUUAAAAGAAAACCAGGUCGAGGUGAAAGAUGGGAAUUAUGAUGUCAACAAUGAUGAAAGUAUUGAUUAUGUUGACACAUGGAAAGAACUUAUCAAGCUACAGAAAUCUGGCUUGACUAGAUCAAUCGGAGUUUCAAAUUUUAAUCGUUUUCAACUGGAACGUUUGUCAAAAGAAACGUCUUAUGUGCCAGAUGUCCAUCAGUUUGAAUGUCAUCCAUAUCUUGACCAAACUGAUAUGGUGGAAUUCUGUCAAUCAAAGGGUAUUGUUGUUACUGGUUACAGUCCGUUGGGUUCCCCAGGAAAUCGUGAUAUCUCCGAUCCUACUCUUUUUGAAGAACCUAUUUUAAUAGAUAUUGCAAAGAAGUAUAUGAAGACAGUGGCUCAAGUUUUACUUCGUUACCAAAUUCAGCGGAAUGUGAUAGUGAUUCCAAAGAGUGUUACUCCGGCGAGAAUAACUUCUAACAUAGACCUGUUCAAUUUUGUUAUUGAUGAAGGGGACAUGACCAAAAUCAAAAAUUUAAACAGGAAUUGGCGAACUUGUGACGUAGAUGGUUGGGCAUCCAAAUCACACAAGUAUUAUCCUUUUCGGAAAGAUUAUACAGAGUAACUCUUAUGCGGUUCUUGACAACUUCCAUGAGCUCUGGAAAUCUUGGUCAGAUCUAUAAAUUCAAUAUAACAUAACCCUAAACUGUGCAAUGUAUUUAUCAUACAGUAGUGCUCAGUUUAGGCAAACGAAGCACAAUAAUAAUCAUAUGUUGAUUCCUUCAUAUGUUAUUCAGAAAUGUUGACCAAAUUUGUAUGUAACCAUCUACUUUGUAUCCCUGCUGAG
Messenger RNA from Styela clava, 1796 nucleotides. NCBI's taxonomy places the organism in Eukaryota, Metazoa, Chordata, Ascidiacea, Stolidobranchia, Styelidae. The record is from RefSeq and is a predicted model, not a curated record.